This is a messenger RNA of Beauveria bassiana ARSEF 2860, 885 nucleotides long. Its product is annotated as chitin synthase export chaperone. NCBI's taxonomy places the organism in Eukaryota, Fungi, Ascomycota, Sordariomycetes, Hypocreales, Cordycipitaceae. Gene Ontology annotation, cellular component: endoplasmic reticulum membrane. Bases 1 to 885 code for a protein of 294 amino acids. The transcript has 5 exons. The record is from RefSeq and is a predicted model, not a curated record. Gene Ontology annotation, biological process: protein folding.
AUGGGCUCGACCGACUUUGGCAACUUCAAUAAAUUCUGCAGAGAUUCUACUCUGCCAGUCUGCAACCUUCUAACAGACAAGCGCAACCAAACGGGACCAUGGGAUGGCUGUCAAUUGACCGGAAUUCCCCUCAGUGGAGGUCGGCACCUCGGAAACCUUGGCUCCAUCCUCCUGGCUGCUAUUGCCAUCCUCACAUCCGUCUUCUUGCUGCUCAAGUCGGACAAGAAAAAGGCGGCUGUUGGCCGAAGGGAAAUGCAAUUGUUCCUCAUUGGCUACAUUAUCAUAAGCAUUUGUGAAAUCUUUUCCGUCGGCGAAUUCCCGCUCUCUGGCAAAGUCCGCGUCGCCUUUAGCGCUAUUCACAUUGGCAUGAUUAUUGCCACGACUUGGAUUCUCAUGCUCAACGCUGUAAUCGGCUACCAAUUGAUUGAUGACGGCACUGUGCUCUCUUUGAGUCUCGUUCUUGCAUCCGCCGCCGCCUUCUUCAUUGGUACUGGCUACAUUGCUCUUGAUACUGGCUUCGGCUUCACUGGAUUCUGGGACUCGAGUUACGCCCUGCCCAACCGCAACCUUGCUCUCUACGUCCUCUAUCAGCUUGUGCCCCUCAUCUUUCUCGUCGCUUUCUACGUCCUCGAGGUCAUUCUCGUCCUUCGCAUCCUCGGCGAAAUUCGUCCCAUGCUCUACCUGACCGGCGCUGCUGUUCUAUUCGCCAUCGGUCAAGUUUUCAACUAUACUAUUUCGCCCCAUAUCUGCAACGGAACCAGCGGCAAAAUCGACGGCGCCCUGUUCCAAACUCUCUUCACCCUCUUGUCCGUUGUUGCUGUCUGGGCCUUUUGGUCCAGCAUCACCGAGGAUGACUGGUCAACCCAGGAUAGCACAUACCCCUAA